Messenger RNA from Scedosporium apiospermum, 4056 nucleotides. RefSeq lists its product as uncharacterized. Gene Ontology annotation, molecular function: protein binding; ADP binding. Bases 1 to 4056 code for a protein of 1351 amino acids. The transcript is spliced from 7 exons. The record is from RefSeq and is a predicted model, not a curated record. NCBI's taxonomy places the organism in Eukaryota, Fungi, Ascomycota, Sordariomycetes, Microascales, Microascaceae.
AUGGCUCCGACAACCCGGCUGUUUAACGGCGUUACGUCCGGUGUCGCUCCUCGACGCAUGAACGCGAAGGCACAUGCGGUCGGGGAACUCCCCCUCACCGCUCCACCGAACCCCGAGUCGGCGGGCCCCGUCAGGCGAACAAGAACGCCGGGCAGCAGCGACGAUGGACAGUCAACGCAGGACUCCGAAAGCACCUUUCCGCUCUCUUCACAGACGGCGCGCACCUCGAUCCCUACCUCUCCUUCUUCAUUGGCCGCUCCCCAUCCCCAGAGACAUGAUAGCGGUCGACUACAAUCUCCUGCAGUUGGCACGCCGCCGGCUGCCGCGCCCGACGGCUUCCUCCCACCUCCGCUGGAAGACGACGACGACUUCGACAAUCUGCCUGAUGUCUGGACGGACUACUUUGACAAGAAGAGGGAGAACUGUAUCGAGUUCAUGAAGGAGUUACAGAAGCAGCAGAAGCCAGGCCGGGUUAAAGUCGCUGUAUAUGGACUUGCUGGGCGGAAGCCCGACGAGCCCAUCAGAGACAUCGACGAAGUUGUUAAUCUCAUUACUGAUCAUGAGACGUUCCGCACCGAGGUCUCCAAGCUCAUCGAACAGUUUUCCAAAAGACAAGCUAAAGAUCCAGGAUGGCUGAAGCGAAAAGUUCAACGUUUCGUCAAGGCGGCAUACUGGGUCCGCCAAUUCCAAGCUGGCGUUUCCACAGCUAUCCAGGUUGUACCCGACGGAUUUGGAUGUCUAGGCUGGGGCAUUCUACUGAUCGUCAUCGAGGUCUCGUGUAUCUACGCCGAAUCCGCCGAAAUCCUCGAUCGAAUUGUCGAAACAAUGGCGGAUAUCAACGAGCUACUUCCGAUGUUCGAAAAAGACGUGAGCCUGUACAACUGGAGCGAUGUCAUGCGGAAAAGACUUCUUAAAAUAUAUGAUAUUUAUGUUGACAUUUGUUUCGCCGCAAUCCGAUACUCGACCAGGUUCAAUCAUGCAUUCAGUUUCUCUCGAACUUUCGCGUCCCCCGAUAAGGAUAUCAAGGACCUCGAAGAGAAAUUGAAGCGCCAAAUAAUGAAAUUCGACCGCGAGACGGACUUUGUCUUUCAGUCCACCGUCAUGGAGCGCCAAUCGGCAAUCAUGGCCAAAGUGGAUAACCACGCAGCGGCUUCGGCGAGGCGUGACGAUACCCUCCUCAGGGUCAUGGAUAAGACCCACCGGGCCGUCAGCAGCAUAACCCAAGAAUCCAAGCCAGUGUCGUCGGUUCUGGAACUCCCAGUUGACCUACCCGUUAUGUCCCUUACCAUGGAGCCUAACGAAGACUUUGUUGGCCGCGAGAACGAGCUCGAGCAGCUUCACAGGUAUCUCAUCGAUGAGAGCAGCGACAGCGGGCAGCCCAAGUCGUGCGUGCUCCUCGGCAUCGGUGGCAUUGGUAAGACCGAGAUUGCCCUUGAAUUUGCCUACAAGUAUAAGGACCACUGGGACGCUGGAGUCUUUUGGGUCACGGCGGAUACCACUCAGGAGACUGAGCUCGAGAGAACGUUUUGCGACAUCGGUCGGACGCUAGGCAUCGUCGAUGCAAGCGAAAACGAUGAACGUCAGGUGGCCAGAGUCAAGUACUGGCUUGAGAAUAAGAGCAAGCAUGCACCUGACCGCCGUUGGCUCCUCAUUUUUGACACCUUCGUGGGCGGGGACGAUGCGACCUCGCGCCGAAACAUCGACCGCGUCUGGCCCUCGAAGGCACGCUCCCCAGGCUGCGCCAUUAUCGUGACAUCUCAGGUUUCGGUACCUCGGAAGUACGCCAAGAAGGAGAUUCCCAUCGAGCCCCUCAGUGACGAAGAAGGAAUCCAGCUCCUGCUCGCCAACACUGACAUCGAUGUGGCCGGCCCCAAAGCGUUGGAUAAUAAAUCAUUGGCGGCGGACAUCUCCAAAGAGUUGGGCGGGUCCCCCCUCUACCUGUGGCUCGCCCGUCAGUAUAUCCGCGACAGCGCUCUAGAUCUUCAGGAGUACCUUGAUUGUAUCCGUAGCAGUUACACUGUCCCCAUGGCUGAGCAGAAGGGCUUGGAGGCUGGCAAUUCGAGGUACCUCAGAGCAGCCUCGGCGGCCCUCGAUCUCACCCUGGACCGAGUCAAGCGGAACAGCAUUUCGGCAAGAGAACUCUUGAAUAUUCUUGCCUUCAUGAAUCACGAAGAUAUAAGCGAGGUUUUAAUACUUCAUGAGGAGGAGGAGUCCGGACAGGGGCAGGCUCAACGGCGCCACAACGACGACAUCGUCAUUCUAGUAAGAGCCGGCCUUAUCAAGCUCAACAAAUUCAAGACCCUACGGAGCCUCCGAAUCCACCACGCCAUUCAAGUUGCGCUCUUGAUGAACAUGGGAGAAGCUGAACGGGACGAGAGCUUUAAUCGAGUCAUAAAGAAUUUGCGCCGCCGAUACCCGGAACCCUCGUGUCGCCAAAUCGCCAACGCCGAUGUGUCGACUGCGCUGUCUCUUGUGCUACCGCACGUACUCAGCGCCCUGACGUGCUUCGAGAGGGCCCACCCGAGGAUGACAGGCGACAUUUUCCUGGCUCGGCUCCUGCGUGACGUCGGCGGCAUGGACUGCUACGACCGCGGCCGCAUUAAAGAGGCGUACAGGCUCACCGAGGCCGUGAAGACAAUCCUGAAAUCCCUCGGAAAUCACGAGACGCACCCCCUUCUCAGCGAUGUCCUCGUCAUUCAGGGCCUUUGUACUGAUUUUAUGGCGCUGAGCAAGCGGGAUGAAGGUCUCAGGGUGCGGCGCGAGUGCCUCAAGAUUCGCAAGAAUAUCUUCGACUCCCUCAAGAAGGUCAAGACCGAUGACACGAUUCGUCUCUACAACUGUCAUACCGAUCUCGUCUGCAGUCUACAACAAAUCAACGACUUUGAUAGCGUGCUCCACCAUCUCAACAUCUGCCUCGAGCAGUACAAGGACAUUGGCAGUGAGGACAAGGAGCCCUAUGAGUAUUCCAAGUACUACAACCAGAUGGCUUAUGUGCUGCUCUACAAUAACGAGCCUGAUAAAGCUGUCGAACACGCCAAGAAGGGAUACGAGCUCGCAGAGAAGGCCUGUCCCGAUACUAAUUACCCUUGGCUGUACAAAUUCGACUACGUCAACAUCCUCUUCCAGCACGGCAGCCGCAAAGAAGAGGCCUUUAACCUUCUUCAGAGAAUUAUCAAGAGCCACUCCGAGGGUCGAUCCAUCGUCUACUCCGAGAUACUAGCGCUUAGUAUGGAGCAGAAUCUCGGGAUCAUGGCCUACCUUCUGGGUAAAUUUGAAUUUGCCGAGAAGCAAAUGCGAGCCGUAGCAUCGAGGAAGCUGCAGUGCGACGCGUGGCCCGAGGAAAACGUAGUCCGCGGUGACUACUAUUUGUCCCAGAUCCUCAAAGCGAGGGAUCCGGACAGUGAAGAGGCUCUCCAGAUGGAGGAGAAGGCGAAGAGCGACCUCCAAGCACUGCUUCAAAAUGACACGCUGGGAAAAGCGGAGGAGUAUGCUGGGAAUUUCCCGCUGCUCUUCGAUUAUCUUGUGCAUUGGGAGUUCCGCCUCGUCACGCCACGCAGGCCACCUCCCCAAGAACCGGAGAGCUUACAGAAUGGGAUAUUGGGUACUUCAGCCGAAUCGCCAGACACCCGUCCGGAGGAGGCGGAGGCUCCUGUCUCUCCUCCCCACACUUCAACGGAGACGCCAAGGAGAGGAUCCCCAUUUCCUCCCUCCAGAAGUCGCACCUCUACCCCAGCAAGACACCAACCUCCUGAUGUCCCCCCUGCGCCCCAAAAUUCAUCUCCUGGCAAGAACCAUUCACCCUCUCGGGAGCCUGGUGUGCAGAAAACUAAGUGCCACUCCAUCGGGACCUCAAAGAUGAGCAACAUAGAGAGCCCCCAAAACACUCAGCUGCCGGAGAACCCCAUUCAGAUUCCGGUCGAGCCAAUCUCUGAGGAACCCAAGUCGUUGGACCAGCCAUGGAAAGCCUUCAUUGACGAAAUCAAAAAGGAGGCGAUCGCGAAGGGUGACCCGUUUACCCCGAGCGAGGGGUUCAACGAUCACUCCCUUGCAGGCUAG